CAGUUUUCAGCCAAUGGAGUUGCAGGGCCUAAAGGUGCAGGCUUCAUCUCGGCUGGGCCUUUUGGCAGCAUGAUUGAUGUUCUGGUUUCUCUAGCAGGCAGGAUCUUCAAGCAAAAAAGCUGCCCCGACUGGUGUUCUUCGUUACACACUUCCACUAUUCUCACGUCUUUGGGAGCAACUGAAGCGAGACCGAACAGCAUUUGUAUUUUCCAUCUGAUAAGGCAGUCGGACUGGGGGACCAGUGUUUUCUGCAAGGGGUUUGGCAGAUCAUGGAUCAUAUAGCGACCCAUCAUAUCCACCAAACCCACGCAGAACCUAUCAGCUUUGGUAUCGAUCAAAUUUUAAACAACCCGGAUCAGGGAAGUUGCAUGAUAUCUAACUCCAGACUUCAAGAUUCCGACUACGGCUUGGGAUGCAUUGUCAGCAGUGCCUACAACACGGUGACCGGCAACUACAACACAAACAACACUGGGGGAUACAAUAACAGUGCGUGUAGCAUGGCAUCGUUAACUGGGUCUUACAAUGUCAACAUGGGCAUGAACAUGAAUGGAAAUAAUUUGAACUCGGCAGGAGUAAUCCGCGUUCCUGCUCACAGACCUUUAAGUAACGCUCACCAGUCCAUUUCAACGGGCAUGCCCACCGUACCCAGUAUGGGCACUAUGAACAGUAUGAACAAUCUUACUGGACUGACAUUUCCUUGGAUGGAAAGUAACAGAAGAUACACGAAGGACAGAUUCACAGUGGCGCUCUCACCCUUCACUGUAACACGCCGUAUAGGUCACCCGUACCAGAAUCGGACGCCUCCAAAGAAGAAAAAGCCCAGGACAUCGUUCACCAGACUGCAGAUAUGUGAACUGGAGAAAAGGUUUCAUCGACAGAAGUAUUUGGCCUCUGCAGAAAGAGCCGCCCUGGCAAAGGCGCUCAAAAUGACAGACGCUCAGGUCAAAACCUGGUUCCAAAAUAGGAGAACAAAAUGGAGGAGACAAACUGCGGAAGAAAGGGAAGCCGAGAGACAGCAGGCCAAUCGUAUCUUAAUGCAACUGCAGCAAGAAGCCUUCCAAAAAACUCUUAAUCAGCCGGUGCAGCCGGACCCCAUCUGCCUUCACAACUCCUCUCUUUACGCGCUCCAGAACCUGCAGCCCUGGACAGACAACACCGGUAAAAUCACAAGCGUAACUUCGGUGGCGGCUUCCUGCGAAUGAAAAGGAGCAGAUUUUUUUUCUGGAAUAAGUUAGACUUUAAACGUACCAACAUACACUUAAGAAGAACAGCAACAAUCCUGUAUCUCUAAAAAUAUUGAAAAUUUCCGAACAAAUCUUUAAGAUUAUUAACUAAGUUCACGGAGAAGUUUAUAACUUUCAAGAGAAAUCUAUAUUUAAUGUAAAAAAUGUUUUUUGGUCGACGUUACACAAUUGUUUCCGAAGUCAAAUCAAGAUCGGAUCCUGCAGUAUUAAAAUCUUGUGAACAUACUGAAAAAGACAAAAGUGCACUCAUUUUGGCCAUUAGCAACUCUUGUCACAUGUAUAUGUUAGGGACAUGAUUGAAUGAUCCUUAUAUCUUUUUUAAAAUGAUUUUUAUUACACUUAACACACCUUUCUUACUAUGGAAAUUUCCCUAAAAAUUGACGACGGUGGAUUUAUUUUUAUGCGUUUACUGGUUUGGAAACUUUUCAGUCCACGAACGAAAUUGUGCUACAAUGUCAUGACAACACCAGACUGCUAAAGGUAUUGAUGAAACCGUCACAUUUGAUGCAACGGAUAUUCCCGAGACUCUUAUUUUUUUCCGGAAUAAUGCAAUUUAUUUAUAUCGAUCACGCUAGUUUUGUCUUUCAAGGGACAUUUUUUUUUUAUCAUUUUCCAAAAGAAACAACGUUAGGAUUGACAAACUGUCACCAGAUAUUCUCACCAGAUGCCAUUUGGCAUUACGAUUUUCACAAGGUUUCCAGAGUAUUUUAUUUUUUUAUAUUCCAUGAUCCAUUUAUUCGUGUACGAAUGUUCUGUAUUACAGUAUGUAAAGCACGUUAUUAGGUUACCCAUAUACAAUUUUAUUUCGUUUUGAUUUAUCCGUCUGUAAUUCUGUCAGAUUCAUAAUCUCCUAACGGAUUCUUUUAACUAGAAAUGCACUUAACAUUUAUGUAUAUUAAUUUCUUACAGUGCUUGUGUACAUUUGUGUAAAAAAUAAACAUUAAGUUUAUGAAA
Molecule: messenger RNA, 2198 nt
Organism: Erpetoichthys calabaricus (reedfish)
Lineage: Eukaryota; Metazoa; Chordata; Cladistia; Polypteriformes; Polypteridae
Gene: tlx1
Product: T cell leukemia homeobox 1
Biological process (GO): animal organ development; regulation of transcription by RNA polymerase II
Cellular component (GO): nucleus
Molecular function (GO): RNA polymerase II cis-regulatory region sequence-specific DNA binding; DNA-binding transcription factor activity, RNA polymerase II-specific
Source: RefSeq, a predicted model, not a curated record